Messenger RNA from Arachis stenosperma, 983 nucleotides. RefSeq names its product probable 2' cyclic ADP-D-ribose synthase BdTIR. Bases 109 to 756 code for a protein of 215 amino acids. The record is from RefSeq and is a predicted model, not a curated record. The transcript is spliced from 3 exons. NCBI's taxonomy places the organism in Eukaryota, Viridiplantae, Streptophyta, Magnoliopsida, Fabales, Fabaceae. Gene Ontology annotation, biological process: signal transduction.
CAUAGCAUAUAUAGAAAUAUUUCAAAAAAAAACCUAGCUAUCUUCCAUUUAUUAUUUUCUUUCUUCUUUAAUUAUCAAGAAAUUAGUUAAGCAUUAUUAUUAAGCAGCAUGCAACGUGUUAUGGCAGCGAACUUGUUGCAACGCAGAUUCUUUACCCAACAAAGGCAAAUAUAUGAAAUGACAAAGAUGGAGGCAGUAACAAUAACAACAACAAGAAGGCGAGUAACGGAGCCAUGUGACGUGUUCCUGAACCAUAGGUGCAGGGACACGAAGAAAACAGUGGCUUCGUUACUCUACGAUCACCUAAGGAGGAACGGCUUCAACCCUUUCUUGGACAACAAAAACAUGAAGCCAGGAGACAAACUCUUUGAUAAGAUAAAUAGAGGAGUUCUCGAAUGCAAGAUCGGUGUUGCCGUCUUCUCUCCUCGUUAUUGUGAAUCAUACUUUUGCCUACACGAGCUAGCGCUUCUAAUGGGGUGUAGUAAGAAGGUGAUACCCAUCUUCUGCGAUGUGAAACCUUCUCAGCUUCGUGUUCUUAACAAUGGCAAAUGGUCCCAUGAAGAUUUUCGCAGGUUUCGUUGGGCUCUUGACGAGGCCAAACAUAUUGUUGGACUCACCUACAAUUCCUCAAAAGGGAACCUAUCAGAAAUCGUGAAUAGUGCGACUGAAAUCAUUAUUGGAAGCAUGAUAGAGCUUGAAAAUGAAGAGCAUGUGCAGAUGCACCAUCGUCAGAACAUGCCCAUUAUUGCUCUUUAGGGUCAUAAUAUAAUUACCUAAUAAUAAUUUAAUGUCAUUUGUUUAUACUUUAUAGCUUUAUUUAAUUAAUUUGAUUCUUGUUAUUUUCAAUAAAGUCUCUAAAGACUGUAUAAAUUAAAUAACGUUAAUUAGAUUCUUUUAUUUAUACAGUGCAAGAUAUAUAUAACAAACUUUAGUGGCACAUAUUCAUCAGAAUUUCAGGUGCUUUUAUUUAUUUUUCUGUAAAU